This is a messenger RNA of Aspergillus uvarum CBS 121591, 630 nucleotides long. RefSeq names its product succinate dehydrogenase/fumarate reductase flavoprotein. Bases 1 to 630 code for a protein of 209 amino acids. The transcript is spliced from 2 exons. NCBI's taxonomy places the organism in Eukaryota, Fungi, Ascomycota, Eurotiomycetes, Eurotiales, Aspergillaceae. The record is from RefSeq and is a predicted model, not a curated record.
AUGAGCUCUCAUAAAUGUGACAACCUGCCGGCCUCGAUCUCCAAUUGCCUAUGCUGUGUAUUCAGCCUCACCUACGCCAAGACCGGCGCCGCCAUCGUCCGCCUGCCCCAAGCCACCGCAUUCCAGGUCUUCGACCAGAAGACCCUCCACCUGCUCGAGCCCCGCUACGCCACCUCCAAGCCCAUCCAUGCCGACACGCUACCGGAGCUGGCCCAAAAGAUGGGGGUCGAUGCGGCCAACUUCGCCGAGACGAUCCGCCAGUACAACGCCGCCACGCCCCACGAUGCGGUGGAGAAGUUCAAUGCCUUCGCGCUCGAUCAUGUUUCGACGGGCACUGCGUUGGCAAUUCCGAAGAGUAACUGGGCGCUGCCCAUUGACCAGGGCCCGUAUGUGGCCUACGGCGUGACGUGCGGUAUCACGUUCACCUACGGCGGACUGCGCACGGACGAUGCAGCGCACGUCUUGAACGAGGAGGGGCUUGUGAUGCCGGGUCUCUGGGCGGUUGGGGAGAUCGCUGGCGGCUUCUUUGCCUUCAAUUAUCCUGGAGGCUCGGGGUUGACCAAGGGAGCGGUCUUUGGCAAGAUUGCCGGCGAGGCGGCGGCUGAGCGGGCGAAGACCCUCCGUGGCUGA